AACCUCCAUAAACACAAAUCAAAAAUAGCUUCACUACUCAAAUAUGAUAUGAAUAUACUAUAAUCUAGCUUCAUUUUCCUUUAUACCAACAGUUUCUCCAAAAUUAACUAUGGCCUAUAGCAUGGCAACAAACUCAAAAGGCCAAGCAUGGUUUUGUAGCACUGGUUUGCCUAGUGAUGUUGUUGUGGAAGUUGACAAUAUGACAUUUCAUCUACACAAGUUUCCUUUGAUGGCCAAGAGUAAAAAGCUUCAUGAGCUAAUAACAGAACAAGAGAGCAAAAGUAACAAUCAAGAAGAGAAUAAAGAUAUCCAGGAGGAAAAUGAUGACCAGGAGGUUGCAGUGGCAGUGGCAACAGACGAGGGGGUGCGGUACAGCCAUCUCAGCUUCCCGGACUUUCCUGGGGGUCCGGGAGCAUUUGAGAUGGCUGCAAAGUUUUGUUACACAGUGAAGUUUGAGAUUACGUCAUCAAACGUUGCUCAACUUCGCUGUGCUGGAGAAAUACUAGAAAUGACUGAAGAGUAUUGCGAAAACAACCUUGUUUCCAAAACCGAAAGAAUCUUGUCCCAAACCGUGCUUCAAAGUUUACAAGAUUCGAUUGAAACACUAAAGUCAUGUGACCAUUUGAUGCCUUUGGCGGAUUCUCUUGGCAUUGUUGAAAGGUGCAUUGAAUCUAUUUCCACAAAAGUUGCAGCAUUGGAUCCGGCUUUGUUUGGUUGGCCAUUGAAUGAACCACCAACCCGAAAAAUGUCCUGGUUUGAUGAAAUGACAUACAUUAGUCCUCAAUUAUUCAUCAGAUUAAUCACAACUAUGAAAAGUCAUAGCACAAAUCACGAAAUGAUUGAAACUUGCAUACUUGGGUAUGCCAAGAAACAUAUCCCCGGAAUUAUUCGUUCCAAUCGAAAACCGAUUCCUUCCUCUAAACCUUCAGAAGGGAAUCAGAAAGAUUUAUUGGAAAAAAUUGUUACAAACCUUCCGGCACAAAUUUGUUCAAGCUCUUCAACUAGAGUGAAGCUAUUUUUCGGAAUGUUAAGGACAUCGAAUAUUCUUAACACAUCCGAAGAAUGUAAAACGAUUUUAGAAAAGAAGAUAGGCUCCCAAUUCGAAAAUGCGACGCUAGAUGACCUUCUAAUGCCGAGUUAUUCCUAUCUUAGUGAGACGUUAUACGAUGUAGAUUGCGUUCAAAGGAUACUAGAAUAUUUUCUACUUAGCUUGGAAGAUGAUAAUAAGCAGGCUGAAUUAGUACUUGUUGGUAAGCUAAUUGAUGGUUAUCUAUCUGAAAUCGCAUUAGAUGCUAACCUCAAACCAGAAAAGUUUUACGAUCUUGCAAUUGCGUUGCCAGAACAAGCCCGGAUCUAUGACGAUGGUCUGUAUAGAUCCGUGGAUGUAUAUAUCAAGGCACAUCCAUGGAUAACAGAGGCAGAUAGGGAAAAAGUUUCCGGAGUAUUAGACUGCCGGAAACUAACACUAGAAGCGUGCACGCACGCUGCUCAAAAUGAACGUCUCCCACUAAGAGCGGUGGUACAAGUUUUAUUUUUCGAGCAGAUUCAGCUUCGACAAGCAAUUGCGGGGACACUGAUGGCGGCAGAAAUGGGUCCCUCUGACUCAGAAAAGUCACCGAGGACACGACAACAACAAGAACAACACGACGAAAUGGUGGUUGAAGGGGAUGAUGGGACGUGGAGGGCGGCCGUGAGAGAGAAUCAAGUGCUUCGGUUAGGGAUGGAUAGCAUGAGGAGAAGGGUACAUGAGUUGGAACGUGAAUGCACGACAAUGAAGAUAGCAAUUGAAAAGAUCGAUAAGACAGACCAACCCGGUUGGUUCACGAGAAAGCUUGGGUGUACAUUUAAGACCCAAGUGUGUGAUUCGCAUGAACCAUCGGUUGUUGAAACUCGAAAGGGUCGGAUUCAUAGAACUCGCCGUGAACUUAAUAAUAAGAAGAAGUUAGUGUAAGUUCUGAUUGACUGAUUGUUUCAAAUUUAUUUUGAUUGUUUAUGGUUCAUGACAAGUCAAGUUUGAUGGGUCAUUGCUCAUGAAUUGAAGGUAAAUAUACAUUCUUGGUGUUUGAUUUACUGUCA
Molecule: messenger RNA, 2076 nt
Organism: Erigeron canadensis
Lineage: Eukaryota; Viridiplantae; Streptophyta; Magnoliopsida; Asterales; Asteraceae
Product: BTB/POZ domain-containing protein At5g66560
Exons: 4
Coding region: 110-1951 (613 amino acids)
Molecular function (GO): protein binding
Source: RefSeq, a predicted model, not a curated record